UUCCGCAAUAUCAAGUAUGGCGAAGACCUACGAUUAUUUGUUUAAACUAUUGCUAAUCGGCGAUUCAGGAGUUGGGAAAACCUGCGUUUUGUUCAGGUUCUCUGAGGAUGCGUUCAACUCAACAUUUAUCUCGACAAUAGGUAUCGAUUUCAAGAUUAGAACAAUAGAAUUAGAUGGCAAGAAGAUCAAGUUACAGAUAUGGGACACAGCAGGGCAGGAGCGUUUCAGAACUAUCACAACAGCAUACUACAGAGGAGCUAUGGGCAUUAUGUUGGUGUAUGACAUCACAAAUGAGAAGUCCUUUGAAAACAUCAAGAACUGGAUUAGGAACAUAGAGGAGCAUGCAUCAGCAGAUGUAGAAAAGAUGAUUCUGGGUAAUAAAUGUGACAUCAAUGACAAGCGGCAGGUCUCUAAAGACAGAGGAGAGAAACUGGCAUUAGAUUACGGCAUUAAAUUCAUGGAAACCAGUGCAAAGGCAAACAUCAAUGUGGAAAAUGCGUUCUUGACACUUGCCAGAGACAUCAAAGCAAAAAUGGACACAAAAUUGGAGGGCAACAGUCCUCAGGGCAGUAACCACGGGGUGAAGAUCACCACAGAACAGCAGAAAAAGAGCAGCUUUUUCCGCUGUGUUUUACUGUGAAGACCUUAGGCCUUACUGUCCACCACCCACAGGCUGGACACAACUGGACUGUGCUUGCUCUAAGCAUUCCUUGCCUCUCUCUCAGUCUCUAUCUCUUUUUCUCAAUCUCUUCCUCUCUCCCUCUUCAGCCCAAGGGCAGAUGGAGCGCUCUGCCAUCCCUCACCUUCCGCUGAUACGAUGGCAUUGUUGUUUCUUCCAGUUUCUGAUCUUCUCCUGAUAAUGCCACGGGCUGCGUUUGGUUUUCCAGCCAGAGAGAAGACCUAAUUGUAGUUGCACAAAAGAUUUCCAACCAAGGAUGAUUCUCUCUCUUUUUUUUUUUUUUUUUUUCCCUUUUUUUCCCCAGCCCUCUUUGUAGUUUGUUUCCCUUUUCCCUUUUGUGAGUGAAUUGCUGCCAAAUUGAUUCCCUCACCUUGACCCCAAAGCGAUAAAACAGUUUUGUUCUGGGCUGUGCCACAGAGCAUGACAAGUUGUGUUAAAGCCAGUCUGAAAAUUGCUCUGUACCAUUCCAUUCACGUUUUUAACCACACGCGCAUUCCUUGACAAUCACAUGACCGUAGUCCCGAUACAAGACGUUGGUACCCUGCAUCUCAACCUUAAAAUCAAAGCAUAAUUCACGUUUUAUCAUUUUGUUGCCCAACUACCCUAUGUUUGUUUAUCCCAUAUAUUCAUUAAUCAAUGUACUUGACAAAAUGGCCUCUAGAAGUCAAUCCAGUCUACAUUCCAGCAUCGCCGUGACGUUCUCGAUAUAAUACAAAAGAAGUUCUUUGAAAAUAACCUGUUACCUUGUGCUCCUUUCUCUUUGAAGCCUCAGAAAUGUAGGAAUUAUGGGUUGAUUUUUGCAUUUAAUUUCUACCUCUGGGUUUAUUCCAUCUUCUCCCUAUAACAUAGUUUAGAGUUUGGAAAUGUUCUGCCCAGCUUUCUCUUGAAUCCUCCCGAUUAUCCAGCCAGUUAAUUGAUUAUGCAGUAGACUCUGUAGAAACUGAAAACUUCCAUUAGUGAUACUUCAUCCACAACUCAGGAUCUCAAGCUUCAUGCAUAAGAAUUCAGCUGAACCAUUUGGAUCUCAUAGCCUUGUGUAUCGUUUUAGACAAACCAUUUGAGCUUAACUAAUAUAUUGCCCUCUCUUUGCUGUUUAAUGGUGUUCCUGAUUUGUGCUGUCCCUGUAUUAACUACUUAAAGCCAUGCAAGUCCCCCUACGUUAGGACAUCAGAUUGUAACGGUGAUGGCAGUUCUACACUGGGGGAGAACCCUCCCAAAUGCAUAUUCCUUUGCACUUUAUCUGUGAAUUUAGUGUUGUGAGUAGUGUGUGCCAAGUGGUAGUUUUGCAUCGUGUGGCAGAGAUAUUUUAAUAUGGUUAAAUGGAAUAUGACAUUUAUGGUGUAUUUCCAUGGACAUAGUAAAUGGUUGGGUAAGUUUUUCUUUUUUUUUAACCAGUCUCUUCUUACUGCAUACGUCAAUUUUGAUACAGUUUUUAGGGGAACAGUAGAAUGGUGAUAAUAAAUAGGAAAAGGCCCAGUUUGACCAGACAAAACUAGUUGACUAUCAGCUUAUAUAACGGUCUGAUGUUCAUGAUUAGAAAGCAAUGUAGUCUUGGCAUCCAACAGUGUCGUGUCAUUAGCUGAAACAAAUCAGCAUUUUUUAGAAGAUUUGAUGCGGUCCCCAAUGGUGUUUCAUUGGUAUGAUCUAAACUAUCAGCAGAAUAUUGUCAGAAAUUGUGUGUGUUUAUUUUUUUGUUUCAGUCAGUUCCUGCUGCAUCCUUAGAAGGCACAGUGCAUUAGACUUAUACUCCCAAAGUUGCCCUCUGGUGCCCAUUCUGUGUAUAGAGUUUCAGCUUUAUUUCUGUAGCAACAUGCCUCUGUUACUCCACAGUGACUGGGGAAAAGUUAUGCAGCCUAUUUUUAAUAAUAGUAUUGUGGAAAAACUAGUGUGGGAUGAUCUACCUUUUAAAUGAACUGAGGUUAAUUUAAAAAUGCAGAUCUUGACUGAAACAGUGACAUGCAGUCUUACCCAGAGGCAAGGCUAGAGAAUUCAGUUUAAUACCAGUAACACCACACAGUCUUACCCAGAGGCAAGGCUAGAGAAUUCAGUUUAAUACCAGUAACACCACACAGUCUUACCCAGAGGCAAGGCUAGAGAAUUCAGUUUAAUACCAGUAACACCACGCAGUCUUACCCAGAGGCAAGGCUAGAGAAUUCAGUUUAAUACCAGUAACACCACGCAGUCUUACCCAGAGGCAAGGCUAGAGAAUUCAGCUUAAUACCAGUAACACCACACAGUCUUACCCAGAGGCAAGGCUAGAGAAUUCAGUUUAAUACCAGUAGAGGUUGACAGGAGAUUUUCAUCCGUAAUACAAAAAAAGAAGAGAAGCACAACACUUUCUUUUGGAGAAUUGUGUCGGGGGAAACUCAUGAACAUUUGCUUCUGUCUUUUGUGGACACAGAUAUAUACCUUUUUUGGUGAUUUUGUUGUUGUGUUGUUGUUGUUUGUUUGUUUUGUCCGGUGUGUCGACAGCUUAACUAAGUUGGUUUGAUUGAAAUUGUAUUCAGCAAGCAGGCAAACACCAUCGUUUAUGGCUAUAGAAGACACCGUGUGUUAUCUGAAUGCACCUUUUUCCAUUUUCUCCCAAAGAGAUGAUCCAUAUUUUUCCAGUCCAGUGUUUGUUCUGCCCAUUUUGUAGGCAACAGUCAUGUUUUGAUUAUUACCAUCAUAUUAAAGUUGUAUGUAACGUGACAGCAGGAACACUUGAGCUGGCGCAGCCCUGACUGUGUCUGUAGUUCCUGUCUGUAAUGCUCCCUCUUCAUGUCACUUUGCCCAGAAUCUGCCAUAUGUCUUAAUUACUAAUACUUGAUCUCUUUCAUUUUGGAUCUAUGCAUCAUUAGGUCAUAUUGCAGACUUCCUGCAUGUCUGUAUAUUUACUUUGGUGUGUCCCUCUUUUGUUGUUGUUUUUGUUUUUUUGUGUUUUCAGACAGCGAUGACAGAAGUUAGCACAUGUCAUAGAACAUUCCUGUUCUCCCUCAGUGUUGUUUUACUACCCAAACCUGUUGUACUGUUCAGUGAUGCUCUUAACAAACAGGUCUGUGUGCUUAUAUGGUAGAUAGAGGGAUAAGGAUGGCUGCAGAUACCUCUUUGUUAAAAAGAAAAAGAAAAUUAAAAAAGAAACAAAAAACAAUGGGACAUCAGGACCUUUUAAAAGAUGUGUGUUGAACAUGGACCUUAGCCCUUGGUCGCACAGAGAAAGUGAUCUGUAAUCCUUCAGCGGCAUAGCAAACAUGAUCCAGUGUAGAGUGUCUCCAGCAGUAAGAACUUGGGCUGUCAGAUCUGAUUUCCUCAGUUUUAGUUUAGUCAUUUUGUUUGUUUGUUUUUUUUGUUGUUUUGCUUUGUUUUGUUUUUCUUUUCUGAUGUAACUUUGUCAUACAUAUCAUUCACAUUUAUUUUGUAUGACCAUGUUCUCUUUCAUUUUUGAUUGUGAGGCAAAUGGGGAGAAAGCUAAAUUGCAUUUUGAAAAAUAAACAAUUGUAAAUAACAUUCUUAAAAGAGUUCUACUUAAAUUGUACUGUACUUUCUAAAAUCAUAUUGAAAAAAUGAUCUACAGUUUUGUAGA
Molecule: messenger RNA, 4241 nt
Organism: Chanos chanos (milkfish)
Lineage: Eukaryota; Metazoa; Chordata; Actinopteri; Gonorynchiformes; Chanidae
Gene: rab8a
Product: RAB8A, member RAS oncogene family
Exons: 8
Coding region: 17-640 (207 amino acids)
Molecular function (GO): GTP binding; GTPase activity
Source: RefSeq, a predicted model, not a curated record